Messenger RNA from Phragmites australis (common reed), 1395 nucleotides. Its product is annotated as B-box zinc finger protein 21-like. Gene Ontology annotation, biological process: regulation of DNA-templated transcription; photomorphogenesis. The transcript is spliced from 3 exons. The coding region runs from base 296 to 1117 and encodes 273 amino acids. Gene Ontology annotation, cellular component: nucleus. Lineage: Eukaryota; Viridiplantae; Streptophyta; Magnoliopsida; Poales; Poaceae. Gene Ontology annotation, molecular function: zinc ion binding. The record is from RefSeq and is a predicted model, not a curated record.
UCCCGAAUCCCGAUCUCCCCAUUGACUCGUUAAUCUUUCGACGCAAUGGGAAUCGCCAUCACCUUAACAAAACUGCAAAUGUUAACACGACCUAAUCCCCCAUUCUUCGCCUCGUGCUAUCUCAGUGCGGCGUAUAAAAGUGCGUAGCCCCCACGUAUCUUUCCACGCUAAACGGGUCUAGAAGUAGUAAGUACCACCGCCGCUGCAGCGGUUAGCUUUCCAGCCGAUCCAUACCUUUGUCCUGAGCUGAGCUGCCUCCGUCCAGAGAGCGAUCGCUGCAAGCAAAGAAGAGAAGAUGAAGGUGCAGUGCGACGUGUGCGCGGCCGAGGCGGCCUCUGUCUUCUGCUGCGCCGACGAGGCCGCGCUGUGCGACGCGUGCGACCGCCGCGUGCACCGCGCCAACAAGCUCGCCGGCAAGCACCGCCGGCUCUCGCUGCUCAACCCGUCGCCGUCCUCGUCGGCGUCGGCGCAGCAGCUGCCGCCUCCGCUCUGCGACAUCUGCCAGGAGAAGAGGGGCCUCUUGUUCUGCAAGGAGGACAGGGCGAUACUGUGCCAGGACUGCGACGUGUCGGUGCACACGGCCAGCGAGCUCACCAUGCGCCACACCCGGUUCCUGCUCACCGGCGUGCGGCUCUCCGCCGAGCCGGCCGCGUGCCCGGCGCCGCCGUCGGAGGACGAGAACAGCAGCAGCAGCAGCUUCUGCUGCACCGCCCGCGACGCGGCCCCGCCUGCGCCCGCCACGAGCCACGGGAGUGACAGCAGCAGCAUCUCCGAGUACCUGACCAAGACGCUGCCCGGGUGGCACGUCGAGGACUUCCUGGUGGACGAAGCCACGACCGCCGCCGCCGCCGCCGCCGCCGCUGCCUCAGCGACUGCUAUCGGCAUCUCCGCAGACGCGUCGUAUCAGAUUGCAUUUGGGCAGGAAGGACUAACUCGGACCGGGGGGCUGCAGGACGGCUACACCGCGUGGAUGGCGCAGGAACGGCUGUUCUGCGAGAGCGCGGUCGCCGGCGACGCGCGGGCCAGCCGGGAGCGGUGGGUGCCGCAGGUGUACACAGAGCUGGCCGGCGGCAAGAGGUCCAGAGCCACGUCCGGCGCGUCGUAUUCUUACUGGUGAAUGAACGGAAGACCGUGUCCCCGUGCCAUCGGCUGGUGUACUACUACUAGUACAAUUGACUGUAACAGAAGUUGUUUCAGGCCUGUUCAUGUAUUUUUCGCUUCUGGGCCUCCUCGUUCUGGUGGAUGCUUCGGAGUGUUUGUGCUUUUUGAGGUGCUAGAGAAAAGCUCCGCACCUUUUGUGUCCCGUUUUUUUGCUCGUUGCAACUUCAGCUCUGUCUCUCUACUUUGUAUAUUGUAUAUCCCAACUGUUUUAUCUUUGUUAAGAUUUAGAGUAUA